GCGUCAACACUCUAUUUCUCUUCUUCUCCUUCUUCUCCCUCAUUUUGUUUCAAAGCGAACGCUUUCUUCUUCCUCUAUCUCUUUCGGGUUCGGAUUUUCAAGGAAGCGCAGAACUAUGCCACCGAUCAGGAACGAGAACAGUUCUGAGAAUACCCAGCUGAGAUUACUUAAGAAAGAGAAGAAAAAGUUGUCAAAGCAACUGAAGCGCACAAAACAGAGGCUGGAGAAGGACAAGGCAAAGGUAGAAGAGAUAGAAAUCGAAUUAGCUGAAUGGGGAAAGCUGGUUGAGCUCGACAAAAUGGAAAAUGCGUACACUGAAUAUUGCAUUUUUCUUACACAUGAUAUUAUUUCUGCAGAAGAUGACGGUGACUUUGCGAGAGCUGAACUUCUUAAGCACUCUGGGAGUGUGUUGUUGGCCAAGAUGGAGGAGGAAAUACAAGCUUUCAAGAAUGCUGGUGGGAAUCGUGAGUGAGCAGUAUUUCUUAUAUAUCUUUGGUUUGGAUUGUACUAUGAUAUUUGAAGUAAUUCUCAGUGUUACCUCUUGGUACUUCUAGGUUUUAAUUUUCUGUUUCAUGACUUCAGUUUUACUGGAUUGCUGCUUAUGUUCUAUUGCAACUUCAUGACAAAUUAUCUAUGUCUUUAUUUACUUUUGGUUAGCUCUUCUCUGCUUCUUGUUGUUACUGUCAAACAGACAAUUAUCUCAUCUAGAUUGCCCUGUCCCUUAAUAAGGUGAUGCUAGAUUG
Molecule: messenger RNA, 743 nt
Organism: Rubroshorea leprosula
Lineage: Eukaryota; Viridiplantae; Streptophyta; Magnoliopsida; Malvales; Dipterocarpaceae
Source: the annotation of a GenBank genome assembly